AUGGCCCCAAUGGAAGAUUGUACUUGUCCAAUCUGCUUGUGCAUCCUGAUUGAACCAGUCACCAUGCCCUGUAAACACUCCAUCUGCUUUCCCUGCUACAAGCAGACUGUGGAGAAGGCCAAUCUGUGCUGCCCUCUUUGCCGCCUUCGGAUAUCUGUCUGGGCUCGGAAGUCUGCAAAGGCAGGCUCCCUUAUUGAUGAGGCCAAAUGGGCUGCGAUUAAGAAGGAAUUUCCUGUGCAAGUGCAGAAGCGAUUGGAGGGAAAGGAGACACUUGAUGAUGACAAUGAUUUAGAGAACUAUGAAACAAGACUGAGACAGUUGAUGGCAGUGUCGAAACCUGGCGAGAUCCGAGAAGAAUACGAGGCAGAGUUGGAAAAGCUUCAGCGUCGACGUCAAGAGGAAGCAAAAAUGGAGGAGGAGGCAAGUGCAGCCUUGAUUAGAUCAUUACAGGAGGAGAUGGAGAGGGAGAGAGAGGCAGAGGCAAGACUGAAGGAAGAGCAGGAUAUGCUGGACAGAGAAGUAGCUGAGAAACUUCAAGAGCCAAGAAGCCAAAGAAAUCUACAGUUGAGUCUGUCUUUGGGGAAGAAGACCGAACCCGUUGUUUCCAUAAUGCGGUGGUGUGUGCCAAACAAUGAAUCAGGAAAUGGACUGCAAACUAAAAAUGCAGUUGUUGAUAAACUUGAGCCGAGACUUAGAUAUAACGCAAGUGUUUUCGUUGAUAAAUUUGAGCCACGACAUAGAAAUGAUCCGAGUGUUUUUGUUGAAAAACUUGAGCCGCGACAUAGAAAUGAUCCAUAUGUUUUUGUUGAAGAACUUGAGCCGCGAGAUAGAAAUGAUCCAUAUGUUUUUGUUGAUGAACUUGAGCCACGAGAUAGAAAUGAUCCAAAUGUUUUUGUUGAUAAACUUGAGCAAAGACAUAGAAAUAACCAGGGUGUCCUUAACUAUUUUGGAAAAAGAAAGGACACUACAGGUGAUGACAAUAAGAAGAAGCAUGUAUUUGAUGACAGUAAACGUUCUAAUGAUAUACAUAAUGUGAAGAGAGAAAAUUGUGUAGCUAGUGACAGUAAUGAAUGUUCUAGAAAGAAGAGAUUUAAAAAUGAUUCAGUCAUUGGUAGUUCAGCCUCAGUAGGGCAAGAAACUUCGGCAGUGGAUGUUAUAGAUCUUGAUGAUGUCGACCUGACAAUGAUGUCACAAGAAGAGCUGGACCAUCUGAUGGCUGUCCGGCUUCAAGAGAUGUAUUCAAGCCUUGACAAGAAGAAUAUCGCUGUUGAUAGGUUUAAAGGUUCAAAGGAUCAAUACAUGCUUCGGAAAAAGUCGGCAAGGAAAUAA
This is a messenger RNA of Candidula unifasciata, 1329 nucleotides long. NCBI's taxonomy places the organism in Eukaryota, Metazoa, Mollusca, Gastropoda, Stylommatophora, Geomitridae. The record is from the annotation of a GenBank genome assembly.